GCCCGCCGCGUUGGCCGCGCUGACUGCCCGCCUGGAGAGCCCGCGCUCCGCGCCGCGCUCGCCGCGCUCUCCCGCCGCGGGGGUCCACCGCGCCGCGCUCGGCGAGGAGCCGCUGGAGGUCCCGCUGGUCGAGGAGCCGCGGGAGGUGUUGGCGGAGGACGACGGGGGCACUAGGCGCCCGCCGAAGCGCAGCCUCCGGUCCAGUGCGGGCAGCGCUGCGCUCCAGCGGGACCCCGCCCCGUCCAAGCCAGGCAGCAGCAGGGCAAGCAUUCCCGACUUGCCCAGCCGGCGCCCGUCGUGCUCGGCGAAGCUGUCCCGGGCGUGCACGCUGCCGCCGAUGGACCUUCCCAUGUACCCGUCGGACCGGGGCAGGUUCUCCAGGGGCUCCAUGAUGUGGUUCGGCGCCAGGGACCAGGCCCGGGAGCUCUUCCCGAGGGACCCCGACGCGGGCGCCAGCGAGGCUUCUGGAUCCGAAGCUCUGCCGGCUGUCCUGGAGCCCGCGGCGGCCGCGGCGGAGCCCGCGGCGGCCAGGCAGGGCACGGGCGCGGGCAGGGCGGCGGGCAAUAGGCCGGUAGCCGAGCAGUUCUGCAGGGCCUUGGCGAGGGAGCUGGGCGCCUGCCAGGACGACGGCGAGGUCGACAGGCUGCUCAGGCUCGUGCAGAAGGUCACGAGCUCCACGUCCUCUGACACCUUCAGCACUAGCGGCGCACAGGCCUACCGCCUGCGCGAGGCCUUGCGCCCCCUGCGCGAGAGCUCGGCGGGCCCGGCGCUGGGGUACUCGCACCGCCUCUGGGUGACGAGGGCGAUCGAGAAGCAGGCGCAGCGGCGGCGGCAGCAGAUCGCGAGCGGCACGGCGGACAAGGCGGGGGGCCGUGGCCGCGUCGGUGGCCUGCAGGGCAUCGCGCGGGAGGAGCGGUCGCCGCGCAUCACCUGGCAGCUGCAGGUGCACGCCGCCGACUUGCCGAGGGGCGGGGCGGAGGCCGAGUCUGGGAGAGACGGGGACGCCGGCGCCGCCGGGCAGCCCGCAGGAGAGCGCCGCGCGUGCCCUCACCCUCGGCCUCGCCGCGGGGGCGGCGGAGCGUCACUGCAUCGGAGGGCGGCGGCGAGUCGCCCGGCAGAGGAGCGCCGC
Molecule: messenger RNA, 1129 nt
Organism: Prorocentrum cordatum
Lineage: Eukaryota; Dinophyceae; Prorocentrales; Prorocentraceae
Source: the annotation of a GenBank genome assembly